Molecule: messenger RNA, 1746 nt
Organism: Lichtheimia ornata
Lineage: Eukaryota; Fungi; Mucoromycota; Mucoromycetes; Mucorales; Lichtheimiaceae
Exons: 1
Coding region: 1-1746 (581 amino acids)
Source: RefSeq, a predicted model, not a curated record
AUGACCUGGUUUCGUGCCCAUGGUAUCCGUAUUGAUCAUACUGAUUCCAGUAUUAUCAUACCUAUCAAGCAUGGCAAUGGGUCGGUGGUGUUGUAUGGCAACGAAGCUGAAGACAUGGACGAGGCAUUUGAAGACGAAGCUGGUGCUGUGUUCGCGGUGAAUAUCACUGGUGGUGGCAAUGAGCAAGGCAAUGUUGACAAGGAAGAAGAACAUGUUGACGUUUUCAUGACGAGUGUUGCGGACAAGUCGCAUUGUGCUGUUGAGGACCCUCCUGAUGACGAUGCAAGCAAACUUUUACGUUAUUACAAGGAAGAGUUGUUGGGGAAUGCAAGUGUGACCGGAAAUGAUGAUGAAUCCAUGCCAGCGGAGAUUACCGAUCUCUUGGAUCAUUAUCAGCAUUGCUUCGUGGAAACCAGUGGAUUGGGCCGUGUCCAUGGAUACGAGCAUCACAUACCACUCCAUGACUUCACCCCUGUUCGUUCCAAGCCUUAUCGAUUGACAUGGGAGGAAGAGGAGCACUUGAGGAAGGAGUUGGCCACUAUGACGGAUCUUGGUCUUAUACGUCCAUCCAAAGGAACUUGGACUUCUCCCAUCUUUUUCGUUCGCAAGAAGAGUGGUGAGCUACGACUUGUUAUUGACUACCCGCAAUUGAAUUCCAAGACCAUGAAAGACGCAUAUCCACUCCCACAUUUGGACGACUUACUUGGAUCAAUGGCUGGUGCCCAAAUCUUUUCGACUUUGGAUGCUGCCAGCGGGUACUGGCAAAUACCCUUGGCUCAAGAAGCGAUCGAGCUAAGUGGUUUUGUCACCAAGUAUGGUACAUAUGAAUUUACGGUCAUGCCGUUUGGUUUAACUUCUGCACCAGCUUGUUUCCAACGCACGAUGACAAGCAUCCUUGGACCUUUUAUUGGGAAAUUCGUCUUUGUCUUUAUUGAUGAUAUCAUCAUCUUCUCUUCAAGUCUACAAGAACACAUCAAGCAUCUUGAACAGAUUCUACAAGUAUGCAAUCAAGCUGGCUUGCGAUUGAAACGAGCCAAAUGUGAAUUUGCUCGCACCUAUGUGGAAUACCUUGGUCACAUCGUCUCACGUGAAGGUUUGCUGCCAUCCCCAAACAACGUGGUCAAGAUCCGCAAAAUGUUGCCUCCAAGAAACAUCGAUCAAGUAAGGUCAUUUGUUGGUAUGGUGAAUUACUACCGACGUCACAUUCCAGAUUGUGCUGCCAUCAUGCAUCCUAUUUCCAAAUUAUUGAAGAACAAGAACAAGAAACCAUUCUUUUGGGGCCCUGAUCAAGAGACCGCUUUUGUCCACAUCAAGAUUAUCCUUACUGGUCCACCCAUCUUAUCUUAUCCCGAUCGAAUGCAAGUACCCAUAUUAACCACUGAUGCAUCGGGUGAAGCUGUCGGUGCCAUUUUAUCGCAAAGCCCCGAUGGAAGUGAUGAGGAUGAAACUGUUGUCGCCUACGAAUCCCGAGUAUUGCGUGGACCUGAGUUAGCCUAUGCCGCUGUUCAUCAAGAAGCAUUGGCGAUCGUUUGGGCCGUACACAAGUUUAGGCAUUUCUUAGCCGGGCGCCAUUUUAUCCUUCGCACCGAUAAUUCAGCUCUUACGUAUAUUUUAUCCAACACCAAACCGAGCCCCAAGUUACAACGAUGGGCAGCUGCUCUGCUGGAAUACAACUUUACAAUUCAACAUCAUCCUGGCAAGCGAAAUCCAGCAGACGCACUUUCUCGACUUCCUUUAGAACAUUAG